This is a messenger RNA of Pectinophora gossypiella (pink bollworm), 4067 nucleotides long. RefSeq lists its product as uncharacterized. The record is from RefSeq and is a predicted model, not a curated record. The coding region runs from base 175 to 3981 and encodes 1268 amino acids. NCBI's taxonomy places the organism in Eukaryota, Metazoa, Arthropoda, Insecta, Lepidoptera, Gelechiidae. The transcript has 3 exons.
AUGACCGGUGAGGAGGUUAUCGCGUAACCGAUACAAAAUUAAAGCUCAAUAAAUUGCGGUCUCCUGGACUGGCGAUUUCAGUGUUGGGACGAAACUAGUGUAGUGCAAAGCUCGUGAUUCAAGUGGUGGCCAGAUAUCAACCUUAAUUCGAACGGUAGACAAACAUAUUUGAACAUGAGGCGCUUGCUGUCGGUAGCGGCGAUUUUGGCUUUAGCCGCAGCCAGACCAGAGCUGUAUAAAGAAACGGAAGAUUUUCAAUAUUCGAGGAGUUCCACAGACGAGGGCUCAAAAUCUGGGUACUAUGGUGCUCAAAGAGGUAACGUGGGCGGGAACUACGAGCGCGCUCACAACAUGGACGGACUCGCACAAAACCAGAUGAGUGGACUAGUCCGACAAGUGGAGGGGGAGUUGGGUGACGGCUCCAAGACGAGAACAGGCAACGUCUACAGUGCUGCCAACUCCAGGGGAGUCUACGGCUCAGGCCAUUAUGAUCUUAGCAACCUUCAAGGUCGCAACUUCCAAGAAGGCACGUCAUAUGGUGACUCACAAUCACAUUCGUCGUUGUCAUCUCACAAUGCGGGCUACGCUAGUCAAUCCUCUUCCGCUAUGCAUAGCUCAGGACAUAACAGCCAUUCACAGAGUUCAAGAUAUUCUGGAAGUCACGGCUUAAAUAGUUACGGUCAAUCUCAUCAGGGUUACGGUCAAUCGUUGCAAGCCAGUAACUUACAAGCGGCAGAAAACACACAUGAUGCCACCGCUUUCGAUUACGGUCAGCACGCAACCAAUCUCGACUCCAGGUAUCACUCACAGUCGGGUUAUCAUUCACAAAGUGAAUACGAUAGCCAAAAUUCGAAUCUGCACAGUUCUAGUCACAGCGGCGUGGUCCCGCAGCACAGGCUAAUUCUCACUACUCCAGUUAGAGUAGUUGGUAGACCAGGAUCAAGAGUGGCUAUUCCCGUUGGAGUACAAACAUACGAUGCUACUCAUAGCGCCUCUGUCUUAGACCAAAAUGCAAUUGCCAGUGAUGCUGAACUACUUCAUAACGUCGAUCAACAGACCAAUUAUCGACCUACUAAUAAUGCAAAGCGUUAUGAGUCUUCCUACAGUUAUCGCAAACAAUGGGAAAAACAUGACGUGAAACCUGAAGUCGUGCCGCUAGCUAUUCCCACAGAAAACCCUUUUAUAAAUAAAAAUAGUGAGUUAUACGAUGACACCCAAUCGCUACAAUCAAUCAACAGUCAGCAUCAAGGUAUAGGAUCAGAAGCUCAUACAAGCCAUUCUAGUGGUGCUUACAAUGGAUACAAUGCUCAUUCGCAGACAUCGUCAUCAAGCCAUUCAGGAUACCAGGCAGGUUCCGAAUCUCACCACAAAAGUUCAACUUCGGGUUCAAAUUCAAACGCUUAUACACAAGGUGCAUAUGGCUCGGGUUCACACAACUCCGAUGCAUACCAUUCCGGUUUAGUAGAUGCUACAAAUACGGCUGAUAAUGGGGGUACGAAACCUAAAAGUUAUCAAUCUUCUUAUUCCUACCAUAAGUCGUGGGAAAGACAAGGCGAUCCUUAUGUAAUAAAACCAGCAAGUGGAGCGUACGUUGACCAGGCAUCACAAAGACUGACUGAUGCGUCAGCAUCUAGCAAUCAAUAUUCGUCUCAUCAAUAUGGUUCCCACUCUCAGCAGGGUCACCAUCAACAUAGUUAUUCACAUAACGGCGCUUUGAUCGACUGUGAUUGUGAUGAUGAUGGGCAUGUACGUGUUGCUCGAUCUUAUAAUUCGGUUCCCAACCAAUAUGACAUUUAUAAACAAAGACAAGAAUACGAUACAUCUCAAGAUUUGGGUCAACAAGCUCAGGUUAGCUGGGGUCAAGCAGAAGAUUUAAGUCAAAACUCACAAAUUAAGUGGGAAAAUUUAGAAGAUUUAGGACAACAACACGUAGAAGACUUUGGACAACAAACUCAGAACCAAUGGGACAAUGUAGAAGACUUAGGACAACAAACACAAAAUAGUUGGGAUAAGUUGACGAAUGUUGGACAGGAGACAGAGAAUAAAUGGGACAAAGUGGAAGACUUAGGCCAGCAAACCGAAAACAAAUGGGACAACGUAGCUGAUCUUGGACAACAAACGCAACAAAACACAUGGGAUAACCUCCACGUGGAUGAAACCCAAACUGAUUUGGGGCAGCAGACACAAGAAACAUGGAACAAGAUUGAGCUCGCUAAUAAACCCAAAAUGGUAGGAGAUCAGAGGAUACACAUGAAUGACACCGAAAGCGCAUGGGUAGGAGAGGUAAAAGACUUUAAAAAUCCGUGGGAUAUGGAACUAGACGAGAAACAAAAUCAUGAUAUAGUACAAGUAACCCCACCCGAAUUCGACAAAGAAUUUAUAGCAAAAUUGAAUAAAGACUUUGCUUCAAAUUUUCAAAGUCAAAAUAAUCGCGAUGAUCAAACUAUUUGGGAUACUACUUAUCUGUAUGGGUUACCAAAUCAAGAGCAAACUGAUUAUAUGGGCCAAGAAGCACAAAGUUCUUGGGGUGUAUUGGAUUUUUUAGAUCAACAUAAGACCGAAAGUAUGCCAGAAAAAACUGACGACAAAUUAAGCAAAAUGCCAAUGGAAGGUAAAAUUUCUGACGAGAAGCCUGUAUAUUCAUACUUCGAUCAUAGCUAUGCUGAAGUGGAAAAACAAAGCAAUUUCAAUCACGAGUGGAGUAAUUCCGGCUAUACAAACAAUGACCAAUCGCAAGACUCUUUCGGUAAUUUAUGGAAUAAAAUAAACCUAGAAGAAACACCAGAUAUAGAAACAACUACAACUUAUAAGAUCGAUAUUGUUGUUUCUAACGAACAAUUAAAUAAUGCUUCUAGUACUUGGGGUCAGGAGUCAAGUGAAUUUGAAAACAGCAUACAUGGGUCAAAUUUUGCAGCUCAUCGACACUGGAUUUCUAAUAUAUUGAAUAAAACAAAUACUUCAAACUUAUCAACAACGACACCGACAACGACAGCAAAAGUGACUUCUACUACACCUAUAGCACUCAGUAGUGAAAGAACCGAUACUAUAUCCAAAAACAACAACACUAAGAUAAACACUGAGGAUAUAGGACGUGGGGACAUAGGUCCCGAAGAAAUUAUUCCUGAAAUUACAACAGAAAAAUCUAAAAGUACCUUUGUCAUUGAUAAAUUGAAAACAGAAAAUUAUAAACCGAAUAUUGGAGUUAUAGGUUUAUUCGGAGGAAACAACGAAAGCCAAUCCGAUUCAAAAAAUAACCAAAGUGAAAGUUCUCUACAUGUGAUUAGUUUAAGUAACUGGCUGCAAACAAAAAAAGAAGAAGAAGCUCGAUUGAAAGAUGUUCUUUCAUUUACAACAAGCACUCGUACUCCUUUAAAAAUAACUGAGGGCAGCUAUUCUUUAUCAAAUGCAGCAGAACAAAAAGAAAGGAAUAAUUCAAAUAGUAACAUUCCCAAUUUAUUAGAUACUAAUGUUCCAACGCAUAUUGUAGAUCAACAAAUCCUAACAAACCAAAAUAUUGACCAUCACAGUAUAUACCAGGAACACCAACAAACUUAUGACCACUCUGAACAACAAAGUGAAAGUGUGUGGGGGCAAAGUUUAGAAGAUUAUUUAAGAGAACCAAAAACAAAUGAUAAAUCCCAAUUAGCUGAAAACUUUGGCUUAUCACAACAAGAAAACCAAAAUUUUGAAAGAAUUUAUCAGGAACCAGAAACACAGCAAGUUGAACAUUUUGAAAUUCAAGAGCAGGGUAAAAGGGAUAAGUUUUAUAAUGAAAGCAGUAACUUGCCAAGUUAUCAACAACUACAAGACAGUCAAAAAGGUUUGGAAAAUAGUAAAAAAAGAGAAGAGGAACAUUCAGAAAAAGUUGAAAAUAUAGUUCCUAGUAUAGCUACAGCAACAGAAAAGCCAGGUUUUUGGAAAUCUGUAGGCAAUAAAUUUAGUAAUGCCAAAGACAAAGUAUCAUCUUGGUUCAGAAGUUAGCUUUGCAUUGUCUUAAUUAUGGGUAGUAUUUUAGUUAUAGUAAUUUAAUUAUAUUUUUUUAAUAAAAUCAAAAUGUUGGCAAAUAA